This is a messenger RNA of Malaclemys terrapin pileata, 641 nucleotides long. RefSeq names its product receptor activity-modifying protein 1-like. The record is from RefSeq and is a predicted model, not a curated record. Gene Ontology annotation, molecular function: coreceptor activity. Gene Ontology annotation, biological process: protein localization to plasma membrane; regulation of G protein-coupled receptor signaling pathway; G protein-coupled receptor signaling pathway. The transcript is spliced from 5 exons. Gene Ontology annotation, cellular component: cell surface; signaling receptor complex; membrane. Lineage: Eukaryota; Metazoa; Chordata; Testudines; Emydidae. Bases 21 to 641 code for a protein of 206 amino acids.
UGACCCCGCAGGUGGGGAGAAUGCCUGUCCAGCCCCGGCACCUCUGUUACUGGCUGAUAAUCCCGCUCCUGCAGUGGGGGCGCGGGGAGCUGACCUACGGAGACCUCGAGGAUGAAAAUCAUUACCUGUAUUUGGAGGAGGAAGGCCCCUUUGCCGAGGAGGGCGGGUCAGCCCACUGCAGGGACACCUACCUGGAGUGGAUCACCCUGUACUGCUGGACCACCUUCCACGCCACAGUCAUGGCCACGCCAGAGUGGAGCCGGUGUCAGUGGGAGCAGAUCGGCAGGAUCUACAGCGACCUCUCCAACUGCACCGUGCUGAUGGCCGAGGCGCUCUCCUGCCCCUGGCCCAGCCCUGCUCUUGACUCCUUCUUCCUGCAGAUCCACAUGGAGUAUUUCACCAACUGCACCGUGCCUGCCAGCUCCCAGCCCAGCCAGCCACCUCUGGGGCCCGUCCUAGCCAUGGCCGCCGUGCCUGCCUGCCUGACCCCUCUCCUGGUUGCUCUCACGCUCCGCAAGGCCAGGGAGGCUGAGCCAAAGCCAGACCGGCCCCUCCCCGCGGCACCAUCUGUGCUCAGCAGACAAAGGGCUUCUUCUCGCACAGUCCUGGGCAUCAACUGGAAAGGGAGAGAGAGUGUCUAG